UCUGACGCCACCUAAACAUUCCUACCACCAAGUCAUACCUAGCUAGUAGUGAUUAAUACCCAACCAACUGGAACUAAUUAGAAUCGAGGAAAUAUAUCAUGUUAAAUUAGUACAACACCGCAAUAAAAUGAGUUCUAUUGGUGUUGUAGUGUUCAGAAAUUCACCGCUGAAAUCUCAAGUGCUUCAGGAAACUGUGAAUAAUUCAGUGAAUAUUACAAAUAACGAAAAUGUGAGACGUGAAAUCAUAAUAGUGAGAAAGAAACCAAAAAUUCAAUCCCCAAACACAGUGUCAGUAUCUUCAUUAGUGCAUUCUUUGGAUGGAAAUACAAGCUCAUUAGCUAAACGCCCAAAGUACCGUGAAACUGCACCCGAAGAAGUCUCGCGAAAUCCAACACCCAUAGCAGUGGCGCGACGAAAUGCGCGGGAAAGGAAUAGAGUUCGUCAAGUAAAUGAUGGCUUUGCUGCUCUUAGACGGCAUAUACCGGAAGAAGUAGCGGCAGAAUUCGAGAACGCAAACUCAAACAGAGGACCGAAUAAAAAACUAAGCAAAGUCGAGACUCUACGAAUGGCCGUAGAAUACAUACGAAAUCUGGAAAGUUUACUUAACAUUGGACAUGCUGACAAAGAAAAUUAUUCCAGGCCUUCAAUGGAAUCGUUUCCCUCGCCUGCUUCAUCAUCACCGCGAGAGAAUAGUCAAGAAAGAAGUUACUUUUCCAUGAAUUCUCCUGCAGUGGAUGAGGAUGAUGUUGAAGAAGAUGAACAAGGCUGUACAAUAAAUCAAAUUUCGGCACACCAUUAUAUAGACAUGCCAGUAUCUGAUGGUUUACACCCAGUGCCAACUCCAAGGUUAUACGAUGAAGAUGAUGGACAACCUAUGACACCUUCCUCAGAUCUUCUCCAUCAAGAAGAAAUCAAUCAUCACCACCUGCUGGAAAGCCACUUUCAGUUUCCAAAUGCAGCUGAACAUUUUACGGUUAUCCCAGAACAAAAUUAUUGUACUGACCCCAAAGUAGCUAUGAGUGAUAGUGAAUUCGAAGCCAAAUACGUAGAUACAAUACAUCAAAGGAUUCAAACAACUUAUGAGGAAGAGUCUGCAUUACAAUUAGAUUGUAUUAAUCCUGAUUUGAUUUUAAAUCACAAUGAAUAUAAGUUCAAAGAAGAAGUGCCUUAUCUUGAAGAAGAAAGAUACCAUGACGUGGAAUUAAAAAAAGAAAUCCCCGAAAUACAAGUGACUCCUGAAGAUCGCGAACAGUUUGAAGAAACUCUCAAAUGGUGGCAAGAAAAAACUCGACAGGCUUUUUUAAUUUCUAAAAAUAAAAAGUCUUAGUAAAUGUGUUAGAAGUAAAUUUCUUAAAUAUAAAUAUUGUAUUUGUGCUGUAAAUAUCAGUUGUAAUUGUAAGUAUGUGGUUGAAACAUACAGCUGUCAGUGCCAAAGUCGAUGUUCGACGCAAACGCAAGGUGUUUAGUAACGGUCAUUGGUAUAAUACACAGUGAUAAUUGCGUCUAUUGCGUCCACUUCAUUGCAUGUAAUAAAAUUUAUUUAUAGAUUUAAUUUGAAUAUGAAAAUAUCAACUAUGUAUAAUUGUAUAGGUAAUCGUGUUAUAAUUAUUGUAAAGUUACUUAUGGCACCAAAUUUUUGUUAAAUGUAUGUAGUACCUUAAUAUGUGCCUUUGUGGAAACGAUGUGAUUUUAGAUUAGUAAUAAUGAAUUAAAUAAAUGCAUUCUGUAAAAAA
Leptidea sinapis is the source of this 1733-nucleotide messenger RNA. RefSeq lists its product as uncharacterized. NCBI's taxonomy places the organism in Eukaryota, Metazoa, Arthropoda, Insecta, Lepidoptera, Pieridae. Gene Ontology annotation, biological process: regulation of transcription by RNA polymerase II; developmental process. Gene Ontology annotation, molecular function: DNA-binding transcription factor activity, RNA polymerase II-specific; RNA polymerase II transcription regulatory region sequence-specific DNA binding; protein dimerization activity. The coding region runs from base 128 to 1327 and encodes 399 amino acids. The record is from RefSeq and is a predicted model, not a curated record. The transcript has a single exon.